GCGGUGUGGUGCGGAGGCGAGUUUUCGUGACGCAGUCGCGUUUUAUUGUGAGUUUUAAUGUUUUGACAUGUAGUGCAUUUAAAUUUUCGGUUCGAUUUGUGUUUUUAUUUUGAUUAUGUGUUCGUUUUUCAUAGUGUAGUGCGCGUAACGUCACUGCACCAUUGUCACCUAGUGAUCGACGACGCCAACUCGAAAAAACACACACCGAAAAGUGGAGGAAAAGGCGCUACGGUGACGUUAUUUUGUGUGCCUCGACAAAAGCGAUCAUCUCAGAACGAAGGCCGUGAUGGGAUGAUCGGCUUGCAAGAAUGUGGGCCCGCGCCACCUAGAGCGCCGGUUUCGGGAAGCCGGGCCCGCGACCGCACGGCCCAAGCCGUGGACUACUACAACACCCACGUGCACCGUGCAUGGGCAAACGCCGGCCUCUCGAGAUCGUCAUUCAACGACCGCCACCAGUCGUCCACGCGCCGCCACCAUUUAGCCCCCGAGCAGCUCUACCGCAGCAACUCCAGCUUGGAACUCCUGGACCACAACGGCCGUCCCUCGAAUCCGUCGACGCCGACGCUGAAACGCGAGUACGGCAGUCACGGCAGCAUCGACGUCAUCGAUCGGCCUUCGGGAGUCGGCGAGUCGUUCUUUGCCAUGCUCCAGGACUACCAACCGGCCGUUCUGGGAGCCAUCGCCGCCGAUCAGCGAUCACCAGGUCCCGCGGAGUACCUCCGAGGGAAGGUCGAUGUCGAAAGCGUCGAAGACGCGGGCGUUCCCAGCAGCCCCAAGUCGAGGGUGAAGUUGUCGAGGUUUUGGGGCAACGGACCCGUUAACGUGAAAAAUCAAAGACAAGCCAUGGACGAUAGCAUGGUGAAUACGUCUUCCAGUAGUUGUAGUGUUAUUUGUUCGGCCGAAGCUGAGGAAAUUGCAAGGAGGAGGGCUUUCUGCCAUUAUGACUGUCAGUCUUUGACGACGAAUUUGAAUUAUACGGCUAGGUUAAGGCGGAUUUUAGCCAAGAGACGGAACACAACGACGGGCGCUUCGGCCGCGUCUAUGUUAGCCAAAUCUUUUACCUCAGAUGGUGACAGUGGAGAAGAAGACAAUGGUGAUGGACAAAACAACGAUCUCGUACAAAGUUGUCCGUUCUUUCGCAACGAAAUUGGAGGUGAAGAAGAACGAAUUGUUAGUUUGACCAGAUUGCAAAGUACUCAAGGUUUAGGCUGCAAGAAACCUCUACAUCGUCCACCUCUAGCUUACGGGGUUGCCGUCUUAGAAUUCCCUCCAGGUGAAACGCAUUGGAGACAUUCCACAUGUCCCUACCAGCGUCUACCCAGACCCAUUGAAAGCGUUGAUCAGGGCGCUUUAUACUACCGAAAGUAUUUCUACGGACAAGAGCACCAGAAUUGGUUUGGAAUGGAUGAACAACUCGGUCCCGUGGCAAUUUCCAUAAGGCGCGAGAAAGUCAUUCAUUUAGACAACCACUCUUCAUCUUCAGUAAUGCAAUACCAAUAUCGACUGGUGAUCCGUACUUCUGAACUUCAAACCUUCAGAGGAUCGAUUCUUGAAGAUGCCAUUCCCAGUAUUAAGGCAUCGAGUAGUAGCAAAACUUUUAACAUAAAAGAAGUUCUCGAAUACGUUGCCCCUGAAAUCCAAUUGAGUUCGUUACGAUUAGGAGUCCAGAACCAACAAACCGAAGAACAAUUACUGAAAUUGGACGAACAAGGACUUAACAAUCAUUACAAAGUCGGCGUAAUGUAUUGUAAAGCGGGACAAUCAUCGGAAGAGGAAAUGUACAAUAAUGAAGAAGCCGGUCCUGCUUUCGUCGAAUUUCUAGAAACGAUCGGGAAAACAGUCCGACUUAAAGGAUUCUCGAAGUAUAAGGCCGGAUUGGAUAACAAAUCCGAUUCCACCGGUUUAUUUUCGGUAUAUUCGCAAUACCAGGACUGCGAAAUUAUGUUUCACGUCUCGACAAUGUUGCCGUUUACGCCAAACAACCGGCAACAGCUCCUCCGUAAACGUCACAUCGGUAACGAUAUCGUAACGAUAGUGUUCCAAGAACCGGGGGCUUUACCCUUCACACCGAAAGGAAUCCGGUCACAGUUUCAACACGUCUUUAUCGUGGUGCAAGCCAUAAAUCCGUGUACCGAAAACACUCACUAUAAAGUGGCAGUGAGUCGUUCGAAAGACGUCGAGGUUUUCGGUCCUCCAAUCAAAGACGGUGCUAUUUUUCCAAAAGGCAAAGCUUUCGCUGAGUUCCUGUUAGCCAAAGUCGUCAAUGCGGAAAAUGCUGCUCAUCGCUCGGAGAAAUUCGUGACAAUGGCCACUCGAACCAGACAAGAGUAUUUAAAGGAGUUGGUAACGAAUAGUUCGACGUCGACGCCUGUGGAUACGCACCAGAAGUUUUCGAUUUUUAGUAGUAAAAAGAAGGAUAAGAUCAGGCUGAGAUUUUUAGCGGAUGCUUGUCAAAGAGGGGCGAUUUUGUGGCAGGUGUUGUUGGAUGAUUGGGGCCAAUCGCAGAGAAUCGAAUGUUUCUUAGGAAUUAGUACCGAUAGUUUGGUUUUGAUUGAAGAAACAUCGAAACAGAUUGUGUUUGUGACUCCGUGUAAAUCGAUUUUGGGGUGGUCGACACCGUCAAAUGGGUUGAGGAUCUACCACCACCAAGGGGAAUGUAUGACUAUACACAUGAGAGAUGGGCAAGGAGACCGUGAUGAGUUGAUGGAAGUUGUGGAGAGGCUACAAGCGGUGACACAAGGAGUAAUGGCUACUGAAUUAUCCCUAAAACGGAAUAUAAUGGGUCAGCUUGGUUUCCAUGUCCAACCUGAUGGUAUAGUAACUUUGGUUGAAAGCUCCGGUGAGGCUUGGCAUGGAGGUCUACGUCAAAAUUCACGUCUUGUUGAAAUUUGCAAAGUUGCAGUUUCGACUUUGACAUACGACCAAAUGGUCGAUCUUCUCAAAACGUCAAUCGUUGUAAUUUUAACUGUGAUACCGCCUUUACCCGACGGAUCUCCCCGUAAAGGCUGCACUUUACAAAAUUGUAAAUAUAACGAAGGUAACUAUGAAGGAGAUUACGAGAAUUUGGAUGAUGGUAAGUCGAGAAAAGCACCACAGAUGCAACAAGCGGGGAACCACCGUCGGAUCUACGAGAGGAGUUUCUCGCCACCGAGAUCGAGUAAUAGUUCUGGUUAUGGUACCGGAAGUAGUUCUAAAUCGUUUCAUAAUCCUGAAGGAACCCUCACGAGUUCCUCGAGCGGGCAUUCGGGUGACGACAAGUGGUACGAUGUUUUACAAGAGUUGGAAGUACCACCAGUACCACAGAAAACACCAUCAAGAUCGAACAACGUCUUCCCGACCCCUAAACGCACCAAUCAAAUACAAGUAUCUCAUAAUCAUUUUGGGCCACAACCGAUACAUCACAGUAAAGUACAAAUCAGUCAUUCUUUACCUUUACAACACGUCAACUAUUCACAACCUUUGACUGCUGUUGUUCACAAUAAUACCGAUUAUGAGACCUACAAGGAAAAAAACAAUGCGAAGCAGCAACGACAAGAAAGCGAUUAUGUGAUGAGACAAUUGAACGACUUCCGGUUGAAUGAUGGCCACUCGACUGAUAGUUCCAUGUAUGGGUUAGGGAGCGAGGAUGAGUUGUCCAAUGGUAGCGGAAACGUGUCCCCAAAGAGUCGUAGGACGAAGCAAUUGACAAGUAAUAGUCGCAAUCACAGCCCCAGAUCAGUUAACGGCGAAGCGAAACUAAGACCUGGUGUUACCCCCCGUUCUUCGAAUCGAAACAGCGCGAAUUUAUCCUCGAGUAAUUUCCAAGAAGAGUUGCUGCGAUUGAUAAAUCCAGACAGUAUCGAGGCUUCAACCGAACCGAAGGAAACAACCAGGUUUGCUAAACACCCUCCAAAGGCCCCCCAUAAUUGCAAAACUUUCAGUUUAUCAACGCACAAAACCCAGCCAGAGGUGAUUCUAACCAUGGCUCGACCCGCCACCGUUAUUUCCAAUGCUAGCACCACGUCCAGUCCUCUCCCCGCCGAAUUUAAAGGUUCCAAAGACGAGCUCAAUACCAAAACAAAAUCGGUCGUGUCUCUCGAGGAAUAUCCAGUUCCGGAAGAUUGGCCCACUCUUGUGGACACGGCCACUCGAGUUCUGAUGCAAGUGGCUUCCGAUAGUUACAAACGCGACGAAGGGAAAUGGGACGAGGAAGCCCCAAUCGAUGCGUCGAUUACCUCUUCAGUGAGUUCCAGCACGAGUGUCCCGGAAUUGCAAAACCACGUGACGGAUUUAGAGUCAAGUUUAAAACGGGAGACGCGGAGGAGGCUGUCGCUGGAGAACGAAGUGAGGAGGUUGAAAGAGGAGAACAAGAAGUUGAAGGAUCAAGCACAGAGUGCCGUGCAGCAAUUACGCAAGUUUACAGAGUGGUUCUUCAAGAACGUCCAAAGGCAGUAAGAGUAAACUUGUAAAUAAACGUUAAACUUGUAAAUUUUUAAUAUAGUACAAAAUUGUUGUAUUUAUUUAUUGUUUGUUUUGUCGGAAUUUAUUUCUUUUCGGGUCAGUAUUCCAAAUUUUCAUUGGGUUAAGGUCCACCCUCGAGUAUUAUAAGUUAUUUUUCAGCAAGUUAUUUAUAAAAUAGUUACCACACGAGUUAUUAUUUAACCUACACUCUUAAUCAUUAUUUUACAAAAAUAUUUUUGUUAUGUGUUUUACUUAGGACGUAUUUUUUAAAGCAUAUUCUACUCUUUGUAAUGAUAAACAACUGAACACCAAAUCAAAUGUAAUGUUAAUUACUUAGUUUCUAGUGUUAUGAAUCAUCCAUUCCUGAGAGAUGAGGAGUAUUGUUGAUGGUGACCUGCAGAUUGCCUUAAAUGAAUGGAUUUUUAAAUAUUUUAUUUAAGUAACUUGUUAUGUAACGUAAGUUUUCCAUUUACUAUGUCAAUGUUUAUUUAAAAAUAAAAAAUUCUUAAAUUGAAA
Molecule: messenger RNA, 4956 nt
Organism: Tribolium madens (black flour beetle)
Lineage: Eukaryota; Metazoa; Arthropoda; Insecta; Coleoptera; Tenebrionidae
Product: signal-induced proliferation-associated 1-like protein 1
Exons: 6
Coding region: 292-4434 (1380 amino acids)
Biological process (GO): activation of GTPase activity; regulation of small GTPase mediated signal transduction
Cellular component (GO): cytoplasm
Molecular function (GO): GTPase activator activity; protein binding
Source: RefSeq, a predicted model, not a curated record